UUGUAACUUGUGUAUCUUCAGGUCUUGACAACAUCCACCACCUGACGUACCUGCGAAAGUCCGAGCUUCUGGUCCUGAUGGAGGAUUUCUCUGGAAAUAAAGUCUACGCUUGUUACGAGUCAUUCUCAGUGGAUGAAGAACGUGACGGCUACAGAAUGCACGUGUCAGGAUUCAUUAACGGAGGGGCGGGAGAUUCCCUGGAUUAUCAUAAUGGAAUGAAAUUCUCGACAUUUGACAAAGACCAAGACAUCUGGCCAAAAAGUUGUGCGAAAGAGUACUAUGGAGGAUUCUGGUACAAUAUGUGUCACACUGCUAACCCUAACGGGGUUUACCGCUGGGGUAGUGAUGAAUCAGUGUUCGCAGUUGGAGUGGUGUGGUACCACUGGAAGGGUCAUUACUAUUCCCUGAAAUCCAUCCAGAUGCAGAUCCGUCCUGUUGCUUAGACCUGCUCCACCUGCCUAUUAAUCCAAAUCUUUCUGGAAAAAAUUCAAAUCAGUUAUAUCUGUUGUUG
This is a messenger RNA of Thalassophryne amazonica, 511 nucleotides long. Its product is annotated as microfibril-associated glycoprotein 4-like. The record is from RefSeq and is a predicted model, not a curated record. Gene Ontology annotation, biological process: elastic fiber assembly. NCBI's taxonomy places the organism in Eukaryota, Metazoa, Chordata, Actinopteri, Batrachoidiformes, Batrachoididae. The transcript has 2 exons. Bases 78 to 443 code for a protein of 121 amino acids.